AUGAAAAUCGUGGUCUCAUAUGCCCAGGAUGAGGACAAUGAUGGGAGCUACCAGGAGAUAGAAGAAGCGGUGAACGUAGACGACAUCGCCCCUCUUGUAGCUGUCUACUCUGUUAUGCUCACAGCUGUGGCGGUUGUGGUGGCAGCAGUUGCUAUUCUUGUCUGCAAGGACGUAAAAGAUGGUCACAGCAGAAGAUUUGGUGAAUAUCUCACUGUGGUGGGCGAGAGACUAUCCUGUGACAUCAGUGAUGCACCUUGUGCUGCCAUCAAUGACGAGGAUGCCUUAUCCUUGCAUGAUUAUGAGCGACUACUGAGGGAACAGUUCCACAUCUACACGCGCCUCCACCCUUCAGCUUCCUCCACAGAGGACCAACGUACCAGGUGCAGCCUAAUGUGA
Molecule: messenger RNA, 396 nt
Organism: Haliotis rufescens (red abalone)
Lineage: Eukaryota; Metazoa; Mollusca; Gastropoda; Lepetellida; Haliotidae
Exons: 5
Coding region: 1-396 (131 amino acids)
Source: RefSeq, a predicted model, not a curated record